Molecule: messenger RNA, 2415 nt
Organism: Betta splendens (Siamese fighting fish)
Lineage: Eukaryota; Metazoa; Chordata; Actinopteri; Anabantiformes; Osphronemidae
Gene: cytip
Product: cytohesin 1 interacting protein
Exons: 8
Coding region: 368-1582 (404 amino acids)
Molecular function (GO): protein binding
Source: RefSeq, a predicted model, not a curated record
UGUGCGUGUGCGUGUGCGUGUGCGUGUGCUUGAUUGUUUAACACGUCUGCUGCCUCCGGCCCAGUGACCCAUACUGGCCAUUUAUGACACCAACCCAGAGCCAAAGCCGCCUCGCUGCUUGGUACCAACCCCAGAUUAGCCCAAUGGGGAAAUCUGGGCGAGUGACGCUGGAAGCCUGUUUGUGCAAAGCUCAUAUCCGAACAGAUCGCUACGGCUGCAAAAAGAGAAAGGGGACUGUUUGAAGGGGAUUUAUACAGAAGAGCCCUAACAUUCGUCUUCCUUUCCUUCAUACAACAGCGCGUCGGCCUUUCUCGAGAAAGAGAACAAAAAAAGCCAUAUACAGGAAAGUAGGUAUGUGAGCCUGCAGAUGCGAGUUCACCACAAAGAUCACAUGAGGUGGAUUUCCGCUUUGACACCUUCUCUUCAGGCGGCGCAGCGGGGCGGCGCCGCACAACCGCCGGAGACGCUGCGGCAGCAACGCGAUGCCGCUCUGAGGACCAGUCCGACGCCCGGGUCCGACAUGACUUCCAACGAGCUCCGGCGCCAGGGCAGCCAGGACGCCUACAUCCUGGACAACGCCCACAAGAAGAAGAGCUCCCUGUGGUACCGGCGCUCGCUGAGGGGGAGCGGCGAGCGGCACCGGCAGAGCACGGGCUCCCAGCCCCGAGGCUGCAAGCCUAAACAAACCUCCAACUCACUGGUUGACUACUCAGACCCAACAAGGACCACGGUUGUACUGGAAAAGCAGGACAACGAAACCUUUGGUUUUGAAAUUCAGACGUACGGCCUGCAGCUGAAGAACAGCUCUGCGGUGGAGAUGUGCACGUUCGUGUGCACGGUGCAGGACGACAGCGCUGCCGAGAGCGCCGGCCUGACCGCAGGAGACGUUAUUGUCACAAUCAACGGGGCCAGCAUCGAAGGACUGUCUCAUCAGCACAUCCUGGAUCUGAUCAGAGAAUCCACCAACAGCCUGAAGAUGGAGACGGUGUGUGGAAACGUGGUGAAGCAGAUAGAGCUGGAGAAGAGGAUGAACCUGCUCAAGCAAACGCUUCGUGAGAAGCUGGUGGAGCUUCAGGCGCUCACAUCACAGGAAAGACGUCUGAUGCGAGGCAACCUGAACGACGGCGGCCUCCGCGCGCCCGCCGACUCCCCGCUGAGCCCCCCCGCGGGCCGCGGCGGGCGGCGCUUCUCCAGCGACAGCAGCUACAGGAGCGCGAUGACGGACGACAGCGACCAGGUCAGCGUGUUCGGGGACCCGAACUCCCCCAGCCCCUGCAGCGCCGCCUGCGUCACCGACGAGAGCUGCUUCUUCCCGCGGGACUUCCCCACGCAGGACCCCUUCAGCAGGCUCUCCUCCGGCCACCACCACCACCACCAGACGCUCAGCCGCUCCAGCAGCUCCAGCCUGGCCGGCAGCAGCUCGUCCCUCUCCCCGUCCUGGGAGGAGACGAGGAUCUCGUCCCUGUUCGGGACGCUGCCGAGGAAGACGCGGCGCGCGAGCGUCCGCAAGCACAUCCUCAAGCUGAUCCCCGGACUCCAGCGGUCGGUGGAGGAGGAGGAGGCGGCAACGCACACUCACUGACUUGACACAAGCAAGCAGACUCUGCCGUGUUCUCGCCCGCUUGAAAGGUUGCGGUACCGGUUCGGCACCUGGCAUUUGUCGGGGUCAAAGCGAACCCAGGAGGCUCCGGAGCCGCUCAGGAGGACGCGGCUCGUGCUCGGCUCAGACUCACGGCACAAAAGCAUUACAGGGAUGUAAAGCGUUCUGACUCUGAACGAAUGAAUGUACGUGUGACAGUGUAACAGUGUAACGUACAACAGAUGAAACUAUGUAUCCUACUAACUUGAAGACAAACAGCAUUUCUUUUCCACAUAUACCAUUUUUGAUGUGCUCAGCAUUAACAAGGACUGGCUGAAAUGCAUUCAUGUAGCAUGUUGAGGUGAUCAUGACCUAAAUACCAUUCAUUUUUUUUACUGACAAAAAACAAAAAAAAACACCAACUCUGUCACAUUCACGGGCUCAAAACCAAAACCCAGAGCUGUAGAUGGCUGCUCAGCUCAAAACAGGAUGUGGGUAUUAGAGCACUACUUACCUAUUUUCAUCUCCCAACGUGCUCCCAGGCUGCAGACAGCUUGCUUUCACGCUGCAAGAACCCUGAAACGGUUUCGUGUAAAUCCUAAAUUUACAAGCAUUUGCAUGGACGACUUGUGUUGAUAAUGGCAGGUUUUCAGAGCUCGACCUCUUGCGUGUAAAAGGCUCCUUUUGAAAUGUAAUAAACUCGUGAUGUUCUGCAAACCCAUCGACACAACUGUUCUGAAGUUGCAUCUUGAGACGGAAACGUGUAAUCAUGUCAUCAAGUGUUACUCACAAACAACAACACGUUAUGGUAAAAAUAAACCCUGCUGCAGGUGUAA